ACGGGCAACAACUGCCCCAAAUGUGUACAAAUUCCCAGUCCACUGAGGCCCCAACCAGCUCCCUUCAUCUAUCGGUCUCUUCAUCGACGAUGGACUGAAGACUGUAAAUCCCCCAAACCCCUUCGAUCAAUGGAAAUCCUAACCCUCCCUCAUUCACUCCGCUCCACCACCAAAUUCCGACCCUUCCCCACUUGCACAAAGCUCCCUCCACUCAACUCGUUCAAACCUUUUUCCAAACCAGCCCUCCAAUUUCCCAUAAUUCGAUUCAAACCUCUCUCUCCCCCGUUCAAUUCCCCGAAUUUCCGUCUCUCUCAACUCCGUUGCGCCGCCAAGGCCACCGAUCACCACCACCACGAGGACCACGAGCACCAUCACCAACAUCACCAUCACCACCACCACCACCAUUGCGAUGAGGACGACAAGCUGAGCGGGCCUCAGAGAGCGCUGAUCGGGUUCGCGAGAGCGGUCCGAUGGACGCACUUGGCGGAUUUCCUGCGGGAGCACUUGCAGUUGUGUUGCUGCUCCGCGGCUCUUUUUCUGGCUGCCGCUGCUUGUCCUUACGUCGUGCCUAAGCCGGCGGUGAAGCCUCUGCAGAACGCUUUCAUGAUCGUCGCUUUUCCUCUAGUUGGGGUCUCUGCAUCACUUGAUGCCCUCACUGAUAUUGUUGGUGGAAAAGUAAAUAUCCAUGUGUUAAUGGCUCUUGCGGGCUUUGCAUCAAUCUUUAUGGGGAACUCCUUAGAAGGAGGGUUACUUCUUGCCAUGUUUAAUCUUGCCCAUAUCGCUGAGGAGUAUUUCACCAGCCGCGCAAUGGUUGAUGUUAAAGAAUUGAAGGAGAAUUAUCCUGAUUUUGCUCUUGUGCUGGAACUGGUUGAUGAUGAGCUUCCUAAUACUUCUGAUUUUACUUACAAAAAGGUUCCGGUGCAUGACGUGGAAGUGGGCUCAUAUAUCUUGGUUGGGGCGGGUGAGUCUGUGCCUGUAGAUUGUGAAGUUUUCCAAGGCAGUGCAACCAUUACUGUUGAGCAUUUGACAGGGGAAGUCAAACCAUUGGAGACAACUGUUGGAGACAGAAUUCCUGGUGGUGCCAGAAAUUUAGAUGGUAGAAUGAUUGUGAAGACAAGAAAGACGUGGAAAGAAUCAACACUGAGUAGGAUUGUGCAAUUAACUGAAGAAGCUCAGUUGAAUAAACCAAAGCUUCAAAGAUGGCUGGAUGAAUUUGGUGACAAUUACAGCAAGGUGGUUGUAGUGUUGUCCGUUGCUGUUGCUGUCAUUGGCCCAUUUUUGUUCAAGUGGCCAUUCAUUAGCACAACUGCCUGCAGAGGAUCGGUUUACAGAGCAUUGGGGCUCAUGGUGGCAGCAUCACCUUGUGCACUGGCUGUAGCUCCAUUGGCAUAUGCUACUGCAAUUAGUUCCUGUGCAAGGAAGGGAAUACUGCUGAAAGGUGGGCAUGUGCUAGAUGCUCUAGCUUCUUGCCACACUAUUGCAUUUGAUAAAACUGGGACUUUGACAACUGGAGGGCUCAUGUUCAAAGCCAUUGAACCGAUUUUUGGACACCAGGCCAGAAAAAGCAGAUCAGAUUUUGCUUGCUGUUGUGUUCCCAGCUGUGAAAAAGAAGCUCUCGCAGUAGCUUCUGCCAUGGAGAAGGGUACAACUCAUCCUAUUGGAAGAGCUGUUGUAGACCACAGUAUAGGGAAAGAUCUUCCUUCUGUUUCCGUUGAAAGUUUCGAGUAUUUUCCUGGUAGAGGUCUCAUUGCGACUCUCAAUGGCACUGAGUCAGGAACUGCAGGGGUUAAACUGUUGAAAGCAUCACUUGGUUCUGUAGAUUUCAUCACUUCGUUUUGUAAGUCAGAAGAUGAAUCAAAAAAGAUCAAGGAUGCUGUGAAUGCAUCUUCUUAUGGAAGUGAGUUUGUUCAUGCUGCUCUUUCUGUUAAUCAAAAGGUAACAUUGAUUCACCUAGAGGAUAGACCACGACCUGGCGUUUUAGAUGUCAUAGUAGAAUUACGCGAUCAAGCAAAGCUACGUGUAAUGAUGUUAACUGGUGAUCAUGAGUCUAGUGCAUGGAGAGUGGCAAAUGCCGUGGGCAUCAGCGAAGUUUAUUGCAGCUUGAAGCCUGAGGAUAAGCUGAGUCAUGUGAAGGACGUCUCAAGGAAUAUGGGGCGAGGUCUAAUCAUGGUUGGUGAAGGUAUUAAUGAUGCACCAGCACUGGCUGCUGCCACUGUGGGAAUUGUGCUUGCUCAACGCGCUAGUGCAACUGCUACAGCUGUUGCAGAUGUGUUGUUGCUGCAGGACACUAUUUCUGCCGUACCAUUCUGUAUCGCCAAGUCCCGGCAAACAACUUCACUGGUUAAACAAAAUGUGGCCCUUGCUCUAUCUUCUAUUUUUCUCGCUUCUCUUCCAUCUGUUUUGGGUUUCCUUCCCCUAUGGUUAACGGUUCUUUUACAUGAGGGCGGUACUCUUCUUGUUUGCCUUAAUUCCAUACGUGCGCUAAAUGAUCCGACAUGGUCGUGGAAGCAGGAUCUAUGGCAUUUGGUUCAUGAAAUUAAGUCUAGACUUCUGUUAUUUAGUAAACGAAACUCUAGUUCAGGAUCCAUCCGGGCUGCAACUCAGUAGCUUACCCUUUCAUUAGUUCUCCCCCCCUCUUUUUUGUAACGUUAAUUCUUUUCUCCCAAGCUGAUCAUCAAAUCUGUGUAUUAUACAAAGAUGUUCGAAAUUCGCAAUAUAUACUACAGGGCCGGAAAUUUUC
Molecule: messenger RNA, 2740 nt
Organism: Corylus avellana
Lineage: Eukaryota; Viridiplantae; Streptophyta; Magnoliopsida; Fagales; Betulaceae
Gene: HMA1
Product: heavy metal atpase 1
Biological process (GO): monoatomic cation transport
Cellular component (GO): membrane
Molecular function (GO): ATP binding; ATPase-coupled monoatomic cation transmembrane transporter activity; ATP hydrolysis activity
Source: RefSeq, a predicted model, not a curated record